AUGCUCGGCACCCUGGGUGUUGGAGUGUUCUUCGUACUUUCGGGCUUCCUCAUCACUGGAGUGCUCAUGUCACAGAUCGACAAGCAAGAUCAAGUGCAGCAAGAUUCGACUCCCACCGCAUCGCACAAAGUAUCAUUCGAGCGCUUCUCGUUCCUGCCAAGGUUCUACAUGGAUCGAUUCGUACGACUCACACCUGCCCUCGCUCUCAUGGUCGGCAUUGUGUACAAGAUUGGCAUCCAUCGCGGUAUUCCAGCAGCUGUCUUGAAACCCGACGCGUUGGCCGCCUUCUUCUACGCCCACAACAUGUAUCCCCUCAAUACAGGUGACUCGCGUCUCAUGUACCCCGGCAUGUACCUCAACACUUGGUCGCUUGCGGUCGAAGAGCAGUUCUACAUCUUCUGGUCGCUGCUCAUUCCGUUUGUUGUGCCUCUCUCGCUCAAGAAGAGGGCUCUGGUUAUGGGUACCUUGGUCUUUGUCGGCUUCUACGUUCGCUACUUUAGCGGGUACAACUUCCUCGGCGAGAGGAUGUACGGCAUCGACUACCGGUACGCGUACAGCGCCAACGCAUGGAAGAUGUUCAUCGGAUGCUCUGCCCGUCUGCUUCCCGUCCCCGAGAUCUGCACAAGGAAGUGGAUGGGCACCGUCAGCACACUCUGCUUCUUCUGCCUGGCUUACAUGUGGGGUUAUGGCUUGACUAUGUUCGAUUUCCGAACCGAGGGUGCCUGGCUCGAGCUGUUCACAGCUGUGGUUGUGUUGCUAAUCGUCCUCGGCAGCAUCAACGGCAACCCGAUCCUCGAAAGCCAAGUGUUCCGCUUCCCAGGCAGAAUCUCCUACUCGUGGUAUCUGUGGCAGUUCCCGCUGCAGGCGCUUCACGGAUGGCCCGUGGGCAACUGGGGUCCAACGGGGCUUGCAUUCAUGGUGUCCACCUUCACCACGUUCGUGAUCGAAGAGCCCAUCAGGAACAAGUAUCACGCUUGGAAGAACAGCAAGGCCUCCACCAAAAUCGUCGAGGAGAGACAGCAGCACACGCGCCGCGAAGACUGA
This is a messenger RNA of Pseudozyma hubeiensis SY62, 1044 nucleotides long. RefSeq lists its product as hypothetical. NCBI's taxonomy places the organism in Eukaryota, Fungi, Basidiomycota, Ustilaginomycetes, Ustilaginales, Ustilaginaceae. The record is from RefSeq and is a predicted model, not a curated record. The transcript has a single exon. Gene Ontology annotation, cellular component: membrane. The coding region runs from base 1 to 1044 and encodes 347 amino acids. Gene Ontology annotation, biological process: polysaccharide biosynthetic process. Gene Ontology annotation, molecular function: acyltransferase activity, transferring groups other than amino-acyl groups.